GAGAACAGGCUGAGGGUGGACCCUGCCCGGGAGGCGGGGCCGGGUGCUCCGAGCCCGCAGGCCCCUCCCCCGCGGACAGCCGCCUUGGCAGCCGGAGCUCGAUCCCCGGCUGGGCCGUCUGCGCCAUCCCCGGGUCCCUCCCUCGUCCCCGUGUUUCCCUCCCCUUGGUCCCAGUAUCCCCCGUGUCCCCACGUCCCCCGCCCCUAUGGAGCAGCUGCUGCGCACCGAGCUGCGCACCGCGACCCUGCGCGCCUUCGGGAGCCCGGGCGCCGGCUUCAUUAGCGAGGGGCGCGCCUACGACACGGACGCGGGCCCCGUGUUCGUCAAGGUCAACCGCAGGACGCAGGCCCGGCAGAUGUUUGAGGGGGAGAUGGCCAGCCUGGAGGCCCUCCGGAGCACUGGCCUGGUGCGGGCACCUCGGCCCAUCAAGGUGAUUGACCUGCCAGGAGGUGGGGCCGCCUUUGUGAUGGAGCAUCUGAAGAUGAGGAGUUUGAGCAGUCAGGCAUCAAGACUUGGAGACCAGAUGGCGGAUUUGCACCUUUACAACCAGAGUCUGAGGCAGAAGUGGAAGGAGGAGGCGAGCACAGUGGGCCGGAGGGCUGAGGGUGCUGAGCCCCAGUAUGUGGCCAAGUUCGGCUUCCACACGGUGACGUACUGCGGCUUCAUCCCGCAGGUGAAUGAGUGGCAGGAUGACUGGCCGACCUUCUUCACCCAGCACCGGCUCCAGGCACAGCUGGACCUCAUUGAGAAAGACUAUGCUGACCGAGAGGCACGAGAACUCUGGUCACAGCUACAGGUGAAGAUCCCGGAUCUGUUUUGCGGCCUCGAGAUUGUCCCGGCCCUUCUUCACGGGGAUCUCUGGUCGGGAAAUGUGGCUGAGGAUGACACGGGGCCCAUUGUUUAUGACCCUGCUUCCUUCUAUGGCCAUUCCGAGUUUGAACUGGCAAUUGCCUUGAUGUUCGGGGGUUUUCCCAGAUCCUUCUUCACUGCCUACCACCGGAAGAUCCCCAAGGCUCCGGGGUUCGACAGGCGGCUGCUGCUCUAUCAGCUCUUUAACUACCUGAACCACUGGAACCACUUCGGGCGGGAGUAUAGGAGCCCGUCCCUGGGCACCAUGAGGAAGCUUCUCAAGUAACCGGGGCGGCAACACCAGAGGCGGCUUCAGGGACGAAUAAAGCCACUGGGGCUUUCAGGGA
This is a messenger RNA of Equus caballus (horse), 1196 nucleotides long. RefSeq names its product fructosamine 3 kinase (gene FN3K). Gene Ontology annotation, biological process: fructosamine metabolic process. NCBI's taxonomy places the organism in Eukaryota, Metazoa, Chordata, Mammalia, Perissodactyla, Equidae. The record is from RefSeq and is a predicted model, not a curated record.